GUGACAUUGGUUGUAGGUGAAUGGUGAACUUGUUUUGUUUUGUGCGAUUUGGUGAAAUUGUUGUAGGUUAUAAUGUAAGACAAACGAGCUUUAAUCAUUCGUCUUGCCCAAUACGAAGUAAAUGUAUGAUAUGCUCCACCAUUAUAACUAUUCCAACACGCUGAACAGAUUCUUGUCCGGUUACCAUCACCAGCUCGACGAUCCCAAUGGAAAUGACCAUGAAAAUCCUCUUUCGGGACUUUGCGACGAUUCGACAGCAGAAGAAGAACCGAGAUGUACCAGCAACUCUUCAGCUACAAGCAAGUCCUUCACGAUAGCAGCGAUUUUGGGACUGAACAACAAUGAAAAUAGUAAUUUGUGUAGCUCCUCAACAGAUCUCAACGUUGUAAAUUUAAGUGUACAUCAAGGCAAUCCUGAUCGCCCGUUUGUGUCAAAUAGACUUCAAUUAUCAGUGAAUCAGCAUAACUCCUUCGUCCCGUCAAGCCACUAUCCAGUGUCUGGACAUGGAAUACCUUCAUCAAAAGCUAGCAUUCGCAGUGGAAAACACAUAUCUUCUAAUAUUCUACAAAACAAGAAAACAUGCAAAGGCAAAAGAGUAAGAACAAUUUUCACUCCAGAACAACUAGAACGUUUGGAAGCGGAGUUUGAGAAGCAACAAUACAUGGUUGGGCCUGAGCGACUUUAUUUAGCGCACACACUACAACUUACAGAAGCCCAAGUUAAAGUGUGGUUUCAGAACAGGCGCAUCAAAUGGCGCAAGCACCAUUUGGAAUUAACACAUCAGCGGCUUGCGGUCCUUAAACAGCAGCAGCAGCUCUUGCUAGACGAGGCGCAGCCCGACGUGCAGGAUACGAACAGCUCGGAGGCCGAUACGUGAAAGACUUUGACGUUUGUGGGUAACAUUCGGUUUAGAAAGGGUUUAAAGCUGCAGGUGACCUUGAAAUGUUAUUUCAUACAGGGUACUUUAAGAAAACCAUCAAGAUUUUUCUAUGCAAAUUUAUUUUUUUUGUUUUAUUAAAUGAAUUGAAUGAAUAAGUUAAGGAAGAAAUAUAUCAACAAAAAAAAUUGGCAACAAAAUGUAAAUA
This is a messenger RNA of Sitophilus oryzae (rice weevil), 1085 nucleotides long. RefSeq names its product ventral anterior homeobox 1-like. Gene Ontology annotation, molecular function: DNA binding; DNA-binding transcription factor activity, RNA polymerase II-specific. Bases 122 to 877 code for a protein of 251 amino acids. NCBI's taxonomy places the organism in Eukaryota, Metazoa, Arthropoda, Insecta, Coleoptera, Curculionidae. The transcript is spliced from 5 exons. The record is from RefSeq and is a predicted model, not a curated record. Gene Ontology annotation, biological process: central nervous system development; neuron differentiation; regulation of DNA-templated transcription.